Labrus mixtus (cuckoo wrasse) is the source of this 1022-nucleotide messenger RNA. RefSeq names its product guanine nucleotide binding protein (G protein), gamma 12b (gene gng12b). The record is from RefSeq and is a predicted model, not a curated record. Gene Ontology annotation, molecular function: G-protein beta-subunit binding. NCBI's taxonomy places the organism in Eukaryota, Metazoa, Chordata, Actinopteri, Labriformes, Labridae. Gene Ontology annotation, cellular component: heterotrimeric G-protein complex. The transcript is spliced from 3 exons. The coding region runs from base 326 to 544 and encodes 72 amino acids. Gene Ontology annotation, biological process: G protein-coupled receptor signaling pathway.
UAAAUGCUGGAUUAUUGUAACAAUGAGCGCUGUGAGUUGGUUGUUUGGUGCCUUGUGAGAGUGGCAGGCUAAAGGUGGUGUGAGAAUGAGGGGCUGUGGGUUUACUGAAUUCCUAUCCGGUGAGUUGAGCGUUGGUUUCUGUCUAGACAAAGCUCAGUUGUCGGGGAGACUCAGGCAGAUCCAGGACUGCCUCGGGCUCCAGGAAGUAUUGGUGGGAGAGAGAGUGGGCUUUUUUUUCCCCUCCUGCUCACUUUUCCCUCCUUGGGGGAUUUCAGGGAAAGAUGUCGACUGCUGAGAGUGUGAGCACAGCUGUCCAGUGAUUGAAAUGUCAUCAAAAAUGCAGAGCUCCAGCAGCACAGCUCUGGCCAGGCGGACGGUGCAGCAGCUGAGGAUAGAGGCCAGCAUCGAGAGGAUAAAGGUGUCCAAAGCUUCAUCAGACCUGAUGCGAUACUGUGGAGAACAUGCCAAGUAUGACCCACUUCUGAUGGGCGUGCCUGCUUCAGAAAACCCUUUCAAGGACAAGAAGCCCUGCACAGUGUUGUAGGAGAGCUCCUGAACUUUCUGUUUUUAUUCUUCUCUGGAAGAAAGCUGACUCACAACUUAUCAUAAGGCCAGUGUCCCCACCUAAUUUUUUCCCAUGCUCGCUGUCGUUCAAGAAAUGCAAUCCUUUCUGCCUAACACGGCAGUAACACCAAAGAUCAGAGCAGAAUUCUGAAACUGUGCUGUUUGAUCAAAGUCUGAGUGCAAACACAAAUGAUUAAAGGGUUGUCUUGAAAUUCAGUGGUUACUUUUGGUACCUGAUGAUACGCCAAACUGAGUGGAUCUGUGGCCAUUGAUGGCAGAGAUCCACACUCCACAUUCAAGGGUCAACCUCCUUUGUUCAAAAAUAAAGCACAUGCUGCUGUCUCGAUUAUCCAGUUGAUUCUGGCUGCAAAAGCCAAAUAAUCCCCCGUAGGUCCCAUGUUAAACUGUCAAUUUUUACUGCAGAAAUAAACAUGUUUACAGGCUGGUUAAAAAGAAAA